AUGGUGAAUCGAAAGGAACCUGACAAGAAUGGGUGUGAUUCCAGCGAGUUAGAUGGGUCUGAUCGACAGUAUGAUGAUCACACUUCAAAAUGUAAGAAUUCCGGUGAUAGACAAGCUGAUACUGAUGAAAUUCCGAAUGAUGCCUUAUCACGUGACGAGUACCAAGAAUCUGAGCUCGCCAUUGUGAGAAUGGUACAGCGGGCCUGCCUGUUUGAAGACUACAACGCGUUGCUGGUAGGUAAUAGUGCGAGGGUGAUGAAGAAAAGCGCAUUAAGAAGUCUUAACCCAUUCCUAGAUGCUGAUGGUGUGAUGAGAGUGGGAGGUCGUUUGCAGCAUGCCGACCUACCAUACGAUGUUAGACAUCCAAUCAUUCUUCCUAGUUCACAUCACAUUUCAGUACUGAUUGUGAGAAGAGCCCACCUGUAUGCUGGGCAUUCACGUGGAGUGAAUGCUACCCUGGCUGAUAUAAGACUGCGAUUUUGGAUCUUGAAUGGGCGAGAAGCCGUCAAAAAGGUGGCUUAUUGCUGUUACCAGUGUAGAAAGAUGAAAGAACAACCAGCAACCCAGAUGAUGGCUCCGCUACCAGCCUCCAGAGUUAUGAUGUCUCUCAGGGCCUUCUCCUACUGCGGUGUUGAUUUUGCUGGCCCCUUUGUUACUAAGAUCACUAGAUUCAAAUCUGUUAAGAGAUACAUGUGUUUGUUUACUUGUUUGCAGACUAGAGGUGUUCACUUGGAGAUGGCCUACUCGUUGGAGACGGAUGGAUUCUUGAUGGCCUUUUCAAGAAUGGUGGCACGCAGAGGGAAACCGAUAGAAGUCGUAAGUGAUAACGGAGGGUGCUUGGUAAAAGGAGAGAGUACCCUGAGAGAAUUCGUGGAGGGCAUGGAUCGGACGAAGAUAGUCGACUCUGUGAGUAAUCAGGGCAUCCGUUGGAAGUUCAACCCUCCGUAUGGCUCCCACCAUGGUGGGGUGUUUGAGUCGCUCAUUAAGUCUGCCAAGAAAGCCUUGUAUUCGAUUUUUGGAGAAGCCCGCCUGACUGACGAAGAGUUGCUGACAGGGAUUGUCGAAGUAGAAGGUAUGCUGAACUCCAGGCCGUUGACGUAUGUUAGCUCCGACCCUAAAGAUUAA
Lineus longissimus is the source of this 1125-nucleotide messenger RNA. RefSeq lists its product as uncharacterized. Gene Ontology annotation, molecular function: nucleic acid binding. The record is from RefSeq and is a predicted model, not a curated record. The transcript has a single exon. NCBI's taxonomy places the organism in Eukaryota, Metazoa, Nemertea, Pilidiophora, Heteronemertea, Lineidae. Bases 1 to 1125 code for a protein of 374 amino acids. Gene Ontology annotation, biological process: DNA integration.